AUGACCACGGCAGGUGUGUUUGUGCUCCUGUCCUUUGUGCUUUGCUGCUUCCCAGAUGCUGCCUUCGGGGUUGAGGUGGACUGCAGUACGUAUCCCAACACUACAAACGAGGAUGGCAGAGAGGUGUUGGCCUGCAACGAGAUCCUCAGCCCCAUCUGUGGUUCCGAUGGAGUAACCUACAGCAACGAGUGCCUGCUCUGUGCCUACAAUAAAGAAUAUGGAACCAAUGUCAGCAAAGACCAUGAUGGAGAAUGCAAGGAAGUUGCCCCUGUGGACUGCAGUAGAUAUCCCAACACGACAAGUGAGGAUGGCAAAGUAGUGUUGCUCUGCCACAAAGACCUCAACCCUGUCUGUGGUACCGACGGGGUCACCUACGACAACGAGUGUUUGCUGUGUACCCAUAACCUAGAGUCUGGAACCAGUGUUGGCAAGAACCAUGACGGUGGAUGUAAGAGGGAAAUUACUACAGUUGACUGCAGUGACUACCCGAAACCUGUCUGCACACUUGAGGAGAUGCCACUCUGUGGUUCUGACAGCAAAACAUACAGCAAUAGAUGUAACUUCUGCAACGCAGUCGUGGACAGCAACGGGACUCUCACUUUAAGCCAUUUUGGAAAAUGCCGAGAGAAUUGA
This is a messenger RNA of Pterocles gutturalis (yellow-throated sandgrouse), 633 nucleotides long. RefSeq names its product ovomucoid-like. Lineage: Eukaryota; Metazoa; Chordata; Aves; Pterocliformes; Pteroclidae. The record is from RefSeq and is a predicted model, not a curated record. Bases 1 to 633 code for a protein of 210 amino acids. Gene Ontology annotation, molecular function: protein binding. The transcript is spliced from 8 exons.